Sinocyclocheilus rhinocerous is the source of this 808-nucleotide messenger RNA. RefSeq names its product small nuclear ribonucleoprotein polypeptide E (gene snrpe). The transcript has 5 exons. Lineage: Eukaryota; Metazoa; Chordata; Actinopteri; Cypriniformes; Cyprinidae. Gene Ontology annotation, biological process: mRNA splicing, via spliceosome. Gene Ontology annotation, cellular component: spliceosomal complex. The record is from RefSeq and is a predicted model, not a curated record. Bases 148 to 426 code for a protein of 92 amino acids. Gene Ontology annotation, molecular function: RNA binding.
UAUCUGCGUCAUUCUGUUUCCGGAAUUGCGCCGCCAUUGAAACAGCAGCAACCAACGUGAGAUUUUCGUUGCCGCGCCAGUAACUAUUGCAUUUAAUUUUACAUUGAUCACCUUCUUCUAAAAAAUAUCUGGAUAUUGCUUGAAAGAAUGGCGUACAGAGGACAAGGACAGAAGGUUCAGAAGGUCAUGGUGCAGCCCAUUAACCUUAUUUUCAGGUAUCUACAGAAUCGUUCUCGAAUCCAGGUUUGGCUGUAUGAACAGGUCAACAUGCGGAUAGAAGGCUGCAUCAUUGGAUUUGAUGAGUAUAUGAACUUGGUUUUGGAUGAUGCAGAGGAGGUUCACAUGAAGACCAAGAACAGGAAGCCACUGGGGCGGAUUAUGUUGAAAGGAGACAACAUCACAUUGCUGCAGAGUGUGUCCAAUUGAUUGUCUGUUAGGAGUUCAUUUGGAUAUUGUUUGUUUGCUGUUAGAUUGUUGGUUUUACUUUUUCAUUUGUCAAUAUUUGGUAUUUUGACCCAUGUUUAAAAUUGUGAAAACCUUUUUCUUUUCUAAAUCUCAAAAAUAAAUAUUUUUUUCCCCCACUGUUCCAGGCUACUGCUUUUAGUGUUGGAAUUAAACAAAGUGACAAUUAGCAUAUGCAAAGGACUGAAAAAAAUAAAGUUCAAAAGUUUAGUGUUUUUGAAAGAAAUAUCUUCUGCUCACCAAAGCUGGAUUUAUCUGAUCAAAAAACAGUAGUACUGCGAAAUAUCAUAACUUAAAAUAACAGUUUUUUUAAAAAUGUAAUAUAUUUUAAAAUGUCAUUUAUUCC